AUGGACCGUACCCUCGGUCUUCUGGCGACCCUGGUGGUGGUGAUUCCUGUUUUGUACAUGUACACCGUCAGCGUCGUGCAGUCGCGCUUCCCGGCCGUGCGGAACAAGCGCAUUUGCUUGCUCAUUGCCCACCCCGACGAUGAGGCCAUGUUCUUUGCUCCGACCGUCCUGGCCUUGACCCGGCCCGAGACUGGAAACCACGUCAAGAUUCUGUGUUUGAGCACCGGCAACGCGGACGGCCUUGGAGAGACUAGAAAGAAGGAACUCGUAAAGAGUGGUAUGCACCUGGGUUUGAGGGACGAGGAUGAUGUCUUCGUAGUGGACAACCCCGCCGACUUUCCCGACUCCAUGACUGCGAAAUGGGACGAAUCCCGAAUCGCGACUCUGCUGUGCAGCGCCUUUGCGCCGCAGCUCGGCCGCCAGCGAGCCGACGACUCGGCCAAGCCAACCGCCAACAUUGACGUGCUCAUCACCUUUGACGGCAGCGGCGUGUCGUCGCACCCAAACCACAUUUCCCUGUUCCACGGCGCCCGCGCCUUCGUGGGCGCCCUGAUGCGCGGCAAGUCUGGCUGGGCCUGCCCGGUCGACCUCUACACGCUCCGCUCCGUCAACAUUCUGCGAAAGUACUCGGCGUUCCUCGACGUCUUUGCGACCAUGGCCUCGUGGGCGGUUGGUGUGCGGCACGAGGACAAGGCGCACCCGGGCGGCCUCGUCUUUAUGAACCAGCUCGUCGGCGAGGGCGGGCUGCCGACGGCAUGGGGCGCCAUGACGCAGGCGCACAGGAGCCAGAUGGUUUGGUUUAGGUACUUUUAUAUCGCAUUCAGCAGAUAUAUGCUGAUUAAUGAUUUGAAACUGGAAAAGAUCAAGAGCAGGUGA
Molecule: messenger RNA, 876 nt
Organism: Metarhizium robertsii ARSEF 23
Lineage: Eukaryota; Fungi; Ascomycota; Sordariomycetes; Hypocreales; Clavicipitaceae
Product: N-acetylglucosaminyl phosphatidylinositol deacetylase
Exons: 3
Coding region: 1-876 (291 amino acids)
Biological process (GO): GPI anchor biosynthetic process
Cellular component (GO): endoplasmic reticulum
Molecular function (GO): N-acetylglucosaminylphosphatidylinositol deacetylase activity
Source: RefSeq, a predicted model, not a curated record